AUGACCUGUGCCGAGUUAGAUAAUCGAUGCAAAAGCGAGAAACAUCGGGUGAAAACAUCAACUGUGAUCCCCGGUGGAGUGUGGUGUUCUCCGUUCACUUUUCACGCGUUAAGGGGGGAAAUUCUACGCAAACACACACGCACGGCUGGUACCCACAUAAGGGGCGAACCAGUUUUUCGCAACGCUUUGCAACAAGACAUACGCGCAUGUUCCUUAAAGUUUCAAGUGGGGAUUUGUUUAAAAGGAAAAUCUCACCACCGUCCCGGCGACAGUUCGUGCGCACUGCUUGCGUCCUCCACUGUUUUCUGCGCUGCGUUAAGGAUGUCCACAGUACGUGGUGUUGUGUUGUUGGUGAUGUGUUUGCUUCUGCUAGAAUCGCGCGCCUCAGAUAUACUGAACGAUGCGCAUGUGUAUCGUGCAUUCGCUUCGUACGAAGUAGUCCCGGAUGUGGUCGAUGAGGCACCCGACUGUUGGGCUCGUGCGUCUUUCAAAAGUGGCCGCCAGGCAGAGGGCGGUAAUCGACUAACGCCGACUCAAAUUCGAAACCCACCCGUCGUCACGUGGAACUCGAACGAACGCGCCCUCUACACACUGAUCCUGACGGAUCCGGAUGUACCGUCGCGCGAUGAUCCUCGCUACAGAGAAUUCAUCCACUGGGCGGUCGGGAACAUUCCCGGCAAUGAUAUCGAUCGUGGAGAAACGCUCGUCGAGUACCUCGGUGCCGUAACAGCUCGGGGAACCGGAUUGCAUCGGUUCGUGCUGCUGGUGUUCGAGCAUCUUCAGAAGCUGGACUUUUCCGGCGAACCCAGGAUCUCGGCACAGUGCGGUACGGUGCGGCGAUACUUCUCAACGCGCAACUUUACGCGCAAGUACGAUCUUAGCAACCUGUACGCGGGAAACUUCUUCCAGACGCAGUACGAUGAUUACGUGAACACGUUGCAGGCGCAGCUGCGUGAAUGUGAGAGCGAGCGUACGCUGAACGAGCUGAAUGGAGCACGUAAUGCAACCGUGUUUGGUGGUCCGUAGAAUGAUCGAAAGAUGAAGAGGCUGUAAGACGCUUAGCUAGCGGUUAGUUUGCGGAAAGGCUGUACAUUUCGAUCGUGUUUGGAAGGUGUUAUAAAAUUAAUGAAUAAAUUAACAUUUAAGAUUUGUGAUUUUUGUGAAAGUAUCAAACGUGUAAUGCGCAGUGUGCGAUGAAUAAAAUUGAAAUGAUCUAUCAUAACAUUUUGUUAAAUAUUUAAUAACAUUGUACCUUACUAAACACAAUACGAAGAGAUUACGAUCUCUUAUUAUGUUAACGAAUUUAACCAACGUGAAUUAUUUACUGUUUGAAAAUACGAAACUACAUUUUAAAUCCCCCACGUGAUUCAUAAUUUUUUAAAGGUAACCAUAGCAACGAUCAAUGAAGCACUACAAAUGCUUGACGAUUAGAUACAUUUGUACAGCUUCUCCAAGUACAAUUUUGAAACCCAACAAUUAUGACAGUUCUUGUUGCAGUGGCGAUGAUUACAAUACCCAACGAACAUAAUCAUAUUAAGCUAUUAAAAGGGGGGUUUCCCAGC
Anopheles funestus (African malaria mosquito) is the source of this 1562-nucleotide messenger RNA. RefSeq names its product phosphatidylethanolamine-binding protein homolog F40A3.3-like. Bases 1 to 1026 code for a protein of 341 amino acids. The transcript is spliced from 2 exons. NCBI's taxonomy places the organism in Eukaryota, Metazoa, Arthropoda, Insecta, Diptera, Culicidae. The record is from RefSeq and is a predicted model, not a curated record.